AUGAGAAACUUGCUGGGAGGCCAAGGUAGUAGGCUACAAUAUACCUCAUCGCCUCCAACAGUGGACGUACAGAUCAAUAUGGUUGGAACGUGGCACGAACACGCGGCGUGCGCAGCGUGGUUUUUGCUGCGUGCAUGCUUUAAUCGCAGAAUCAGCGGUGUGGUUGAGGUAGCGGAUAGCCAAACGUCGGCCGACCUCCAUGGGAAAAUUGAAAGAUGGUUCGAAAAUCAUCCUCUGGUUUUAACAGCCAUCUCCCUCAACCUCGACGAGAUGACGAGAAUCAUGUUGUGGAAGCUGGACCCAAUAUCCGAAACAGCAAGGGUCCGCUUUUGCAUUGACUUCUCGCCAGAGGACAAGGAUUGGGAAAUUGUCAGCCAGGCAUGGUCACUUGAUUUCUUCAUUGACAUCUGCAGGGAGGAAACAUCAAAAUGGAUUAGUAGGCUAGAAAAGACAGGGGGAACAGCCAGGUUGGUGGGUAAUGAGUUGCCACUACCUUUCUUUGAAGAGGAUGGUAUGGACUUGAGUACCAUGUUUCCCCUCAACAAAUAG
Marasmius oreades (fairy-ring Marasmius) is the source of this 549-nucleotide messenger RNA. RefSeq lists its product as uncharacterized. The coding region runs from base 1 to 549 and encodes 182 amino acids. The record is from RefSeq and is a predicted model, not a curated record. The transcript has 3 exons. Lineage: Eukaryota; Fungi; Basidiomycota; Agaricomycetes; Agaricales; Marasmiaceae.